GGUUUAAUGGUGAUCAGCCACAGCUGCUCGCCAGGUACCAAGCUGGAAUGGUUCUUGCCCUUGCUCAUCCUGGUAGCGGCGACACAAGUCCAUGGCUACUCUCCUUCUGGGUUUCUGAGCAUCGACUGCGGAUUGACAAACAGCAGCACCUACAAUGACGCCGAUACAAAUUUGACGUACGUUUCCGACAGCGGGUUUGUUGAGAGCGGAAAGAGCUACGAUAUUUUGUCACAGUACAUGAAAGAAGCAUCGAAUGAACAAGAAAAAACUUUGAGAAGCUUUCCUGAUGGCCAGCGGAACUGUUAUACGCUACCAUCCAGGUCUGGUAAGAAGUAUCUCAUCAGAACAACGUUCUCUUACGGAAACUACGAUGGUCUCAACUCGUCAGAGAAUGGUUCUCCGUUUCUCUUUGGACUCCAUAUCGGCGCCAACUUCUGGACGAUGGUGAACUUGACAAACUGGAAUCCAACAGAUACGAUCUAUAAAGAGGUACUCACAAUUGCCCCAGACAAAUUCAUAUCCGUCUGUCUGCUAAACUUUGGAUCAGGAACACCCUUCAUAUCUACAUUGGACAUGAGAAGUAUGGAUGAUGCAAUAUUCCCAUUUCUGAACUCUUCCGUGUCAGCCAGCUUUUUCUCGCGACAAAGAUUUGGGGAAGUUAACGAAUACAUCACAAGAUAUCCAACUGAUAGCCUUGAUCGUUUCUGGGAGGCAGCCCAACGCUACAAAUUCCCCUGGCUCAACCUGACCACCAACCAAAAAGUGUACAGUGUCCCAGGAAAUGACAACUUCCAGGUGCCAUUGGCCAUGCUCCAGAAGGCCUCCACCAUACAAAGCAACUUCUCAUGGCUCAAUAUCACUGUGAGGGCUGGUGCCAACAUGAACGGCGAGAGCCUGCAGCUUCUCCCAAUCUUCCACUUUGCGGAGUUAGAAAAAACUAACACAACACGGACGUUUGAGAUCUACAGUGAUGAUGACCUGGUGAUCGAGGCCUUCUCACUGCCUUACUUGCAGGCUACUAGCAUGUACCGGAGGGACAAGUAUGUGAACAAGUCACGCACAACUUUCACUCUGCGCAAGACAAACAGCUCGGGGAUCCCACCGCUCAUCAGUGCCUAUGAGGUCUACUCGCUUGUUCGAAUCGUCAACCUCACAGCUGACUCCAACGACGUUGAUUAUAUGAACGAAAUCAAGAAGUAUUACAAUUUAGUAAGAAACUGGAAUGGAGAUCCAUGCUCCCCAAUAGAGUAUUCCUGGAAAGGUUUGACUUGUGACUACGCUGAUGGUAAACAAAAUCCAAGGAUCAUCAGAGUUGAUCUGUCUACCAGUGGAUUAAUAGGUGGAUUGCAUUUAUCGUUCAUGAAAAUGGAAUCACUGGAGCACUUGGAUUUAUCAAAUAACAACUUGACGGGUGAGAUUCCAGAAUAUCAACUCAACUCACUCCGAGUGCUUGACUUGAGAAAUAACCAGCUCGAUGGACCAAUCGCAAAUUCUAUUCUUCAAAGGGUUAAGGCCGGUCAGCUUGAAUUAAGACUAGAAGGCAAUCCCAUAUGCUCAAAAGUCAAAGAUAGGUACUGUGGAAAUAAGAACAGUACACCUACCGUGCUCAUUGCCGUGAUAGUUCCUGUGGUAUUCAUCCUACUCCUAGUACUAGUGUGUAUCCUCUGGAGGUUCUGCUGGAAAGGGAAAUCAGGAGUACAAGAAGAUUAUUCUAUAUAUGAAGAGGAAACUCCAUUACAUAUCGACAUCAGACGGUUUACAUACGCACAGCUAAGGCUAAUAACUAACAAUUUCCAAUCAGUCAUUGGAAAGGGAGGUUUUGGCACUGUUUAUCAUGGCAUACUGGAAAAUAACGAUGAAGUAGCUGUUAAAGUGCUUGUGGAGACAUCAAUAGCAGAGUCAAAAGACUUUCUUCCCGAGGUGCAAACCUUGUCAAAAGUGCACCACAAGAAUCUUGUCGCUUUGGUAGGAUAUUGCCAAAAUAAGAAGUGUCUUGCACUUGUUUAUGAUUUCAUGCCUAGAGGAAAUCUUCAACAGCUCUUAAGAGGAGGAUAUGACAGUAGUUUGAAUUGGGAAGAGCGACUUCACAUUGCCCUUGAUGCUGCACAAGGACUCGAGUACCUACAUGAAUCAUGCACCCCAUCAAUAGUUCACAGAGAUGUGAAGACACCAAACAUCCUUUUGGACAAGAAUCUGGUGGCCAAGAUAUCUGAUUUUGGGCUUUCACGGGCAUUUAAUGCUGCUCACACGCAUAUAUCUACCGUUGCUGCUGGCACUCUUGGCUACCUUGACCCUGAGUACCAUGCUACUUUCCAGCUUACUGUCAAGACAGACGUUUACAGUUUCGGAGUUGUCCUAUUGGAGAUUGUCACUGGUCAACCCCCGGUAUUCAUGGACCCUCAAACCAUCCACCUGCCAAACUGGGUGAGGCAAAAGAUUGCUAAGGGAAGCAUUCAUGAUGUGGUGGACAAGAAGUUGUUGGAUCAGUAUGAUGCCUCUCACCUACAGACUGUGAUAGACCUAGCCAUGAAUUGCCUCGAGAACGCAUCAAUUGAUAGGCCAAGCAUGACCGAGGUUGUUUCUGUGCUUAAGGUGUGCUUGCCGGCUUCAACCGAGAGACAAUCGGCGACUUCAACCCCUCGAAAGAAGAACAUCAUGGAUGCGGAGAUUCCAAGGCAGUUCCAGUUGAUGAUUUCUGGAGCUACCACAACAAGCUACGAGGGCAGCUCCUUUCAGUCCGGUUACACCGGUGGGGUGUCAGAAAUAAGCCACAUUUCUGGACGGUAAAAGGAAAUGCUAUUUGUACUAGUAGGAGAUGGUUUGAUCAUUUGCUUGGGCCAUGUCGUUGUUGUUUAACAGUGGAUGUGUGUUUUGGAUUUAAACAUUUUUUGUUGAAGCCAUUUGGGACACUAGACCAAUCUAAAUCUCAAAGCGGCACC
Messenger RNA from Oryza brachyantha (malo sina), 2939 nucleotides. RefSeq names its product senescence-induced receptor-like serine/threonine-protein kinase. The transcript has 12 exons. Gene Ontology annotation, biological process: protein phosphorylation. Gene Ontology annotation, molecular function: protein binding; protein kinase activity; ATP binding. Bases 7 to 2787 code for a protein of 926 amino acids. The record is from RefSeq and is a predicted model, not a curated record. Lineage: Eukaryota; Viridiplantae; Streptophyta; Magnoliopsida; Poales; Poaceae.